Messenger RNA from Olea europaea var. sylvestris, 889 nucleotides. RefSeq names its product NADP-dependent malic enzyme-like. Gene Ontology annotation, molecular function: malate dehydrogenase (decarboxylating) (NADP+) activity; NAD binding; malate dehydrogenase (decarboxylating) (NAD+) activity. Gene Ontology annotation, biological process: pyruvate metabolic process; malate metabolic process. Lineage: Eukaryota; Viridiplantae; Streptophyta; Magnoliopsida; Lamiales; Oleaceae. The record is from RefSeq and is a predicted model, not a curated record. The annotation marks the transcript as partial. The transcript has 10 exons. Gene Ontology annotation, cellular component: chloroplast.
AAUGUAAUUUCGACUGACACUGGGAGUUCCUGGCAUGUGUAGGGGAAAGAUUCUUGAGGUAUUGAAAAAUUGGCCCGAGAGGAUGAUUCAAGUUAUUGUUGUGACUGAUGGUGAGCGAAUUUUGGGACUCGGAGAUCUUGGCUGCCAGGGGAUGGGAAUACCAGUUGGAAAAUUGGCUUUGUAUACCGCACUAGGAGGUGUUAGACCUUCUGCGUGUUUGCCGAUUACCAUUGAUGUGGGGACAAAUAAUGAGCAGCUACUUAAGGAUGAGUUUUACAUUGGUCUCAGACAAAAGCGGGCGACUGGGAAGGAAUAUUACGACUUCUUACAUGAAUUCAUGACUGCCGUGAAGCAAAACUAUGGUGAAAAAGUUCUUGUACAGUUUGAAGAUUUUGCCAAUCACAAUGCUUUUGAGUUGUUGGCCAAAUACGGCACUACUCACUUGGUCUUCAAUGAUGAUAUACAGGGGACGGCAUCUGUGGUGCUUGCCGGGCUAGUUGCAUCACUUAAGCUACUCGGGGGUACCUUGGGCGACCACACAUUUUUGUUUCUUGGUGCUGGAGAAGCUGGCACUGGUAUAGCAGAGCUUAUAGCCCUUGAAAUGUCGAAGCGGACUAAAGUUCCUCUGGAAGAAGCGCGCAAAAAGAUUUGGCUGGUAGACUCAAAGGGUUUAAUAGUUAAAUCCCGCAAGGAAUCUCUUCAACAUUUUAAGAAGCCGUGGGCUCAUGAACAUGAACCUUGCAACACUCUCUUAGAUGCUGUCAAGGCUAUCAAGCCAACAGCUUUAAUUGGAACAUCUGGUGUUGGAAAACAAUUUACAAAGGAGGUGGUUGAGGCUGUGGCUUCUUUCAACAAGGUUUCUCUCUCUCCCCCCCCCCCCCCCCCCCCC